Molecule: messenger RNA, 1083 nt
Organism: Pipistrellus nathusii (Nathusius's pipistrelle)
Lineage: Eukaryota; Metazoa; Chordata; Mammalia; Chiroptera; Vespertilionidae
Source: the annotation of a GenBank genome assembly
AUGAGUCGGGAGACCAUGCCCCAGCCGGGAGCCUGGCUGGGCGCGGGCCGUGCGGAGAAGCUGGCACGGGAGGCGGGCGCCCUGUCCCCGGGCCCCGGCAGAGCCGCCGCGCGGGGCGGCGGGAAGGCGGCGGCCGGCGGGCAGCCGCGGGCCGCGGUGCGGUGCCCGGCCGAGCACGAGGAGGACAUAUAUCGUGCUGCGGAUGAAAUAGAAAAGGAGAAAGAGUUACUUAUACAUGAAAGAGGGUUAUCAGAACCUAAAUUAAGUGUAGCUCCUGAAAUGGAUAUCAUGGACUACUGCAAAAAAGAAUGGAGGGGAAAUACUCAAAAAGCUACAUGUAUGAAAAAGGGCUACGAAGAGGUAUCUCAGAAAUUCACCUCCAUAAGGCGAGUCCGCGGAGAUAACUACUGUGCGCUGCGCGCCACGUUGUUCCAGGCCAUGAGCCAGCCGGCGGGGCUGCCCUCCUGGCUGCAGGACCCGGAGCUCACGCUGUUACCAGAAAAACUCAUAAGCAAAUACAGCUGGAUCAAGCAGUGGAAACUUGGAUUGAAAUUUGAGGGGAAGAGCGAGGACCUGGUUGAUAAAAUUAAGGAGUCCCUCACUUUACUAAGGAAGAAGUGGGCAGGCUUGGCUGAACUGAGAACUACUGAAGCAAGACAGAUAGCUUGUGAUGAACUGUUCACAAAUGAAGAGGAAGAAUAUAGCCUUUAUGAAGCUGUAAAAUUUUUAAUGUUACACAGAGCCAUUGAACUAUAUGAUGAUAAAGAGAAGGGCGAGGACGUACCAUUUUUCUCUGUGCUUCUGUUUGCUCGGGACACAUCCAGUGAUCCUGAACAGCUACUGAGGAACCAUCUAAAUCAGGUGGGACACACUGGUGGCCUUGAACAGAUUGAAAUGUUCCUUCUGGCCUAUGCGGUACGCCACACCAUCCAGGUGUACCGGCUCUCCAAAUACAGCACUGAGGAGUUCAUCACGGUCUAUCCCACAGACCCACCCAGGGACUGGCCGGUGGUGACCCUGAUCGCUGAGGACGACCGGCACUACAACAUCCCCGUCAGAGUGUGUGAGGAGACGAGCUUGUGA